CAAUGACACACAAUGCACAUUAUGUCAUUCAAACGUAAGAUCGUGUAAGUUACGCAUGCGUAUAGGACACAUGUGUGUUGGACCAAUAAUGUUAGCCCACGAAACUUUGUUGUUGUGUUCGUGUCUCAUCUAUUUAGUCCAGUCAAAUUCGUUCAGACUUAUCAAAUAUUCCGCAAUGAGUGCAGAAUUUCAGUGAUUUUUCUUGAUAAGCGUUUAUAUUUAUACGUGCAAUGAUGAACAGUAUAUUCGACACGAUGUUAGUGAACAAUAAUUUAGUGAAAAGAAUAACCCCAUGUAUACUGUUAUUACUAUUAGAACAUAUAUUAGGUGUAUGUGAAGCUGUUUCACAGGCGGAAAUAAGUAAUCACUUAGAGUUAGGCAAGCAAUUCUUAGCUAGAGGACAAUUAUCCGAUGCCUUGACACAUUAUCAUGCAGCUGUUGAGGGGGAUCCAAGGAAUUAUCUGACAUAUUUUAAAAGGGGAACUGUUUAUUUGGCCCUAGGAAAAUCGAAAAAUGCUCUCAGUGAUUUAGACAAAGUGCUUGAGCUCAAACCAGAUUUUACAGCUGCAAGAGUGAGCCGUGGUGAGGUUCAUCUCAAACAAGCCAACUAUGAUUUAGCUCAACUGGACUUUUAUAAUGUGCUGCAAGUGGAUCCAUAUAAUGAAAAAGCCAAUGAGUUAAUACAUAGAAUUGAUCCAGCUAAGGAGAGAGAACAGUUGGCAAAAUAUUACUAUGGCAAUAAUGAUUAUAACAGUGCUAUUCACACUCUGUCUGAAGCAAUUGAGAUCAGUCCACAGGCAGCCAGACUUUAUGAAUUAAGAUCAGAAAUGCAUAUGGAAAAUAAUGAUUUCUUAUCAGCUGCAGCUGACAUUAAAGCAGCAACGAAAUUGCAAUCAGACAACACAGAUGGCUACUUUAAGCUGGCAAACUUGUUAUACCAAAUGGGCCAUGCAACAGAUGCCUUAAAGUCUAUAAGAGAAUGUUUAAAAUUGGACCCAGAGCACAAGGACUGUUUCCCAUUAUAUAAAAAAAUCAAGAAAGUUGAGAAAUUCUUAACUCAAUCAGAGACUUACAAAGAAGAAGGCAACUUUGUGGAAUGCAUUGCUUCUGCUGAAAAGGCGUUCAAAAAUGAAAAGGAUGUUCAAAUGAUCAUUUUGGAAUCGCAAAAGUUACUUUGUCAUUGUUACAUGAAGGAUGAACAAACUUCUGAAGCAGUCAGUGCUUGUUCUGAUGUGAUAAACGUCCAACAAGACUUAAAUGUUUAUUGUGAUAGGGCUGAAGCCUACAUUAUGUCAGAUCUCUUUGAUGAUGCCAUAAGGGAUUACAAAUCUGCAUUAGAAAUAGAUCAGAACUUUGAAAGAGCCAAAGAGGGUUUACAGAGGGCACAGAAACUGCAACAACAGAGUGAGAGGCGAGAUUAUUAUAAGAUCUUGGAUGUAAAAAAAUCCGCUACGAAAAAAGAAAUUGUUAAAGCAUACAGGAAACAAGCACAAAAAUGGCAUCCAGAUAAUUAUCAGCUAGAUGAAAAAAUGAAAAAGAUUGCUGAAAAGAAGUUUAUAGACAUUGCUGCUGCCAAAGAGGGUCAAAUAGAUGACUGCUCAUGCAACGUAGAUAGCCUUGACAAUUUUAAUAACAACAAAAUCUACCCGAGAUUGCAAAGUCUGCUCACAAAAGACUAUUUCAGAUUUUACAAAGUAAAUUUGAAGAAAGAUUGCCCCUAUUGGGCGGAUGACAGUAGAUGCGCAAUGAAAUACUGUCACGUGGAGGCGUGCCACGAGGAGGACAUUCCUGCGGGACUGAAAGCCGUCGUUGCACCACAUAAUAAAUAUACGAUGGAGAGUUGCGAGGACGAUGUUGAGCUUGGUUUUCUUAAUAAAACAUUGAGCGCCAAAGUCAUAGAAGAUUUUGUAUUGUGGGAAGUAUACGACGAUUCUCAAGAUAAUUUUUGUAUAAUCAAUGAGAACGACAGCGAGUCUGAAUAUGUGGAUCUACUAUUGAAUCCGGAAAGGUACACCGGCUAUAAAGGAGAUUCGGCACACAGAAUUUGGCAUACCAUUUAUAUGGAGAAUUGCUUCAGACCAACGCGAACCAGUUUUCACGCUUAUAUUCAAAACGAUAAACUAAGCGGCAUGUGUUUGGAAAAGAGAACAUUUUACAGGGUAAUCUCUGGUUUACAUGCCAGUAUCAAUAUUCAUUUAUCAGCAAAAUACCUCUUAUCGGAGAAGAAAGGUUUAGGCCUUAUAUCAACACCGAUAUGGGGUAGGAAUGUAGAGGAGUUCCACAGAAGGUUUGAUCCCGAGAACACGGACGGAGAAGGUCCUAAUUGGAUAAGGAAUUUGUAUUUCCUUUACUUAAUAGAAUUGCGGGCAAUCGUCAAAGCUUCGCAAUAUCUGCAGAAGGAAGAAUUCUACACGGGUAACGAAGCAGAAGAUUGGGAUACGCAGCUUGCAAUCAAGGAUUUGUUGAAUGUGGCAAAUCAAUUCCCAAAUCACUUCAAUGAACGAGCGAUGUUUGCCGGCGGAGAUGAAGCUCAGAAAUUGAAGUUAGAAUUUAAAAACCACUUCCGGAACGUCUCCAGUGUAAUGGACUGUGUGGGAUGCGAUAAGUGCAAAUUAUGGGGAAAACUUCAGACACAGGGUCUGGGCACGGCUCUUAAGAUAUUAUUUUCUGGUAAAUUUGAUGACCAUAAUACUCCCGACAAUUACAUUCAUAAUUCCAACAAAAAAGACUUCCAGUUGCAGCGUAGUGAAAUAGUUUCAUUAAUAAAUGCCUUCGGUAGACUAUCGGAAAGUAUUUUCGAAUUAAGUGAAUUUCGUAAAUUUUCUAGCUGAUUAAUAGUUAUUAUUUAUAUAAUUACAAAGAGAGUACUUAUACAUCACUUUUAUUAUUUUUCUAAUUAUAAUUUAA
Messenger RNA from Nicrophorus vespilloides, 2907 nucleotides. It is a transcript of the gene P58IPK, whose product is annotated as dnaJ homolog subfamily C member 3. Gene Ontology annotation, cellular component: endoplasmic reticulum; endoplasmic reticulum membrane. NCBI's taxonomy places the organism in Eukaryota, Metazoa, Arthropoda, Insecta, Coleoptera, Silphidae. The transcript is spliced from 5 exons. The record is from RefSeq and is a predicted model, not a curated record. Gene Ontology annotation, biological process: protein folding in endoplasmic reticulum. Gene Ontology annotation, molecular function: FAD binding; protein-disulfide reductase activity; protein-folding chaperone binding. The coding region runs from base 231 to 2831 and encodes 866 amino acids.